AUGGCCGACCAAGAUGAUUCUGAAAAGUACGGCCUUUUCUUCCUUAACGAAGACCAAUUUAACCGGCUGGACGAAACAGAAAUACUAUACCCAGUAGACAUCGUCGCCAUACACGGCAUAAACGGCAGUGCCUACGAAUCUUGGAGACAUAUGAAUGGUACAUUAUGGUUACAGGAUUUAUUGCCUGAAGAUUUACCAGGAUGCCGGGUUUUCACCUACGGCUAUUCAUCAGCAACAGCAUUCGGUUCUUCGGCUGAAGGAUUGGACAAUACCGCCUUCGCAAUUUUGCUAGAGCUGAAUUUUCAACGACCGAGUAUUAAAGUAUUGAACUAG
Messenger RNA from Orbilia oligospora ATCC 24927, 333 nucleotides. RefSeq lists its product as uncharacterized. The coding region runs from base 1 to 333 and encodes 110 amino acids. The transcript has a single exon. NCBI's taxonomy places the organism in Eukaryota, Fungi, Ascomycota, Orbiliomycetes, Orbiliales, Orbiliaceae. The record is from RefSeq and is a predicted model, not a curated record.